GAUGCGUGCAUCUCGUGGCAUGACAUAGCGGAAUGUAUGCAGUAUCCGACGUGUACAUUGCGCUACGUGCGAUGAAGGCUGCGUUGUGGUGCAUGAUGUAAGUGAAUGCGUACGAGUUGCAAACGAACGCAGACCUGUCGGCGGCUUGGCCAUCACCAGGUACCUAUACCGUACGCGUUGUGUGUGUGUGCAAGGUCGUUGUUCCAUGAUUGUGCUCACGGCAUGCUGGUCAUCGAAUCGUGCUGAAAACCACGAACGGGUAAAAAAGAGACAGCUCUUUCCUCUGGGGUUUGGGGGCUGCGUCACCAGUAUUUUUCAGACAGUAAUCUCUGAAGACUCAAUCAAGAAUGGACCAUCUUUGGAGGAUUUGCGUAGUGAUGUCCUUAGUGAUCACAGUGUACGGCAAUGGCAAGCGACCAAACAUUGUCUUCAUCUUGACAGAUGACCAGGAUGUAACCAUGAACGGAAUGACCCCUUUAGUCAACACAGUCAGUCUCAUCGGCAAACAAGGCAUUACGUUCAACAAUAUGUUUGUAAGCAGCCCCCUUUGCUGCCCAAGCCGGUCAAGCAUCUUCACCGGAAACUAUGUCCAUAACCACAAGACUCUCAAUAACUCCAUAUCAGGGGGCUGCAGUAACAAGAAUUGGCAAAGUGGGCCAGAGAGGAGCACCUUUGCUACAUACCUGAAAGGCAUGGGGUACAGUACGUUCUUCGCUGGCAAGUACCUCAACCAGUAUGGUACCAAACUUGCUGGCGGAGUGUCACACAUACCACCGGGUUGGGAUGAAUGGAAUGGCCUGGUGAAGAAUUCAAAGUAUUACAACUAUACCCUAUCUGUGAACGGCAAAGCAGAGCAGCAUGGAGAUGAUUACCAUCAUGAUUAUCUGACAGAUCUCAUUAACAACCGAUCACAUGAGUUCUUAGAAAAGCAAAGCGAGUCAACUCCGCCCUUCUUUGUCAUGGUAUCCACCCCCGCAUGCCAUGCCCCUUUUGACUCAGCCCCUCAGUACGUCCAAAACUUUACCAAGAAUGCAGCCCCCAGGGGCCCCAGCUUCAAUAAAGCAGGCAAGGACAAACAUUGGUUGAUCAGACAUGCACCAAAUCCAAUGGCCAAGAGUUCUGUCACAAUCCUUGAUGACGUCUUCCGGAAACGAUGGAGAACCCUUCUUUCCGUUGAUGACAUGGUCAAGAACAUUGUGGACACCUUAGAUAGCAAGAAGCUCCUUGAUUCCACAUACAUCAUCUUCACCUCAGACAAUGGUUAUCAUCUAGGCCAAUUUUCACUUCCAAUGGAUAAGCGACAAUUGUACGAGUUUGACAUCAGGGUGCCCCUGCUGGUUCGUGGUCCCAAGAUUAAGGCUGGCACCGUGACGGACCACAUCGCCGUGAAUAUUGACAUCAUGCCAACGAUAGUACAUCUAGCUGGUGACCCAGCCCCACAGAAUGUAGACGGGAUAUCACUGGUGCCCAUUUUGAUUCCAAACAUAACAGAAUCAGAUGAAGAUAAACGUGACUGCCUUACUAAGAACAAAGAAGAAAAUACAGUUGAAGAUUGUCCCAACACAGAUCCACACACAUCGCCUGCGGGGAGUCGGGAUUUCUUGAUAGAACACUCGGGAGAGUGGUUGCCACAUGGAGAUUUUGGUUGUAAAAAUACUGACCUUUGUGCUCAAUGUUACCCUGACUGUGUGUGUGAAGAUAGCCGAAACAACACAUACAGCUGCCUACGGCAUAUAGACACUAAGUCCAACUAUGAGUAUUGCGAAUUAAAGGACGAGGAGUCUUUCCAAGAAUACUAUGAUCUGAAUAAAGACCCUCACCAGCUGACCAAUACCAUCAAGUCGGUCAAACCGCCCGACCUGGCUGCCAUGCACAAACUGCUAGUCCUGCUUCAACUCUGCAAGGGAGACAACUGUCGUCAGCUCAUCCCACCACACACAAGACAUUAGAGGGCGGUGUUCCCCGGGGUUUGGCGAUAAGAGGGCAGGCCACUCCACAAAAGUUAAUGCCAUCCUAAUGAAGUUGUGCUGCUCACCGUUACUGUGCAAGGUUUUGUGUGCUGCUUGCUUCAAAUAAAAUUAUAAAAUAGCACCUUCAAGGACUUUUUAUCUUGACAGCUAUGCAAAAUCUGCAGACUUGUGCUGUUAAAAUAGGUAAGUGCUAAAGUGUUCUUUCAGAGUCGAAAGAGGUACCUUCUGUGUUCCGGAAGAAAUGUCCUCUUUUUUCCCACAAUGCAGACCUGCUAUGAAAACUUUUUGCACCCUCACCCAGAGAACAGUGUUUGCAGCAUGCAUUUAUCAUUAAAAAUUGUCUCAUAUAUGAAGAUCUGAGCAUGGCAGUGUCACUUAGAAUCAGUGUUGCAAUCAUGGUUACAUGUUUUGGUCGGCCUACACUUACUGGUGCACAUUCUCUUUCAUGGGGCACUGCCUGAAAAAGUGGCCUGUGUGAAAUUUUCAUUUACACCAAGAUUUCAAAUGAACAGUUGAAUGGAUUGACAAAUUUCUCGGCCAGAUUUUGAAUCAACUCCCUACCCCAUAGUUAUGCCAUUGCUUCUAAUCGAUGAGCACGAAUAGGGCAUCUCAAAAGAGCUCACUUGUUAUCUUGAAUUGAAAGAGCGCCCUCUAUGUGUAAACACUGCUGUUGCUUGCUUUGCUUCCAUGCUCAAUUUAUCCUCCCCCCUGUGUCUUGAAAUCAGGAAAGCAGUUGUCAGAAAUCUUUCUGUGGGUCAGUAAUUUCAUAGCUGUCUUAAGCACACUCAUGAAGUUUGUGCUAACACAGCCCCUGUCUAAUGUAUUGUAACAGAGACUGUAAGCAACUAAUUGCAUGACCAAAAGCAUCGUACUUGUUCACAGGCCGAAUUUACUUGGAAUAGUCAUGCAAGAUCAGAAAUCUCCAUUUUUUUAGUUUAGGCAUAUCCAUACACACUGAUUCAACUUUGGCAUUGUUAUUCUUACAAGUUGACACAACCUUUCCACUCUCUGUUCAGUGGAAUUGCCCCAAAGCUGUUCUAAUACUGGCCUUUUAGUUGUGUGUUCAUCAAACCCCAGUUCAUGUGGUUGGACGUAACUUGGCUCAGAUGUCACCAUGGUGUCCAUAAUUGCACAUUUAUACAUGCUAAGGAAGGUAUUCUCAUUUAGGUUUUGGGGCUGAUAAUCCAAUUUUAUAAUUCCAAGAUAUUUUUGGUAUAAGUGAAAUACAUGUAUUCAUUUGUUUUUGCAGUCACUUUCAACCACAGUUUGUUAAUAGUUUGCACACCACUGGCUGGAAGAAAUGUCAAUGGAUAAUGCACAGUCUCGAAAGAGAGCUUGGCCUUUAUGUUAGCAACAGGGCAACAAAAUCAUGUUGUGAUAACCUGUUUUUACUUUUUUGUCCUGUAAAUAUGCAGAGGUGAGCAGAACUGAUUGUUUCGUCUUUUUUUUCCGAUAACUUCUGCAUGUAAUUAAAAAAAAAUGGGGGGGGGAGAAGUUUGUUCCAAAAAAUCCCCCCCCCAAAAAAGCGCUGAGGAAACUUUAGUAAUUGAUUGACAGUGACAGCGUGGUACCUGUAAGGCAGUAGCCAAGUGAUGAUCAAUGUGAAUGAGACGGUGUUGGUGAGAUUCUGUAAAUGGCUCUGCAUAGAACACCAUCAGUCCAGGUUGAUGUGAGAAGAAAGUUAUUUCUUUGAAAAGAAGAGGAAGUUAUUUAGUUUCAACUUUGGUCUUCAUUCCAGAGCUCAAGACUAUCAUAGACCCAGCUAGAUCUUACUAAUCUCGUCAGAGCUAGCCAGAUCAAAUAAGGUCUUCCCGGAUGAGAUCUAAGCACUUCAUGGUUUAUAUCAUAUAUUUCCGGAGCUUAAUGGGCAUUAGUUGCAUUGGAUGUGAAAUUACAAAAUGUCUGAAAUGAUGACAGUUAUCCACAGCCCAGACAGAUGACAAUGCACUCUUGUGGGCUGUGCAUGAGGCCAAUAUCACGUGUAAAAUCUCUGUCUUUUCUACUUCUCUGAAACUGACAAGAGAUAUGUCACGCUAGCAACUGACUAAAAAUGGAGUCUGGUUUGUCCAGAUGUCCCAGAAGUUCAUUUUCUUGCCGAGCAGCCUUUUUAAUGGACAAGGAUCUUGGAGAAAUUUUGUUCUUUUUAAACAGUUUCAUUUUAACAUACUUAGGCUUUCACCGCCAUGUCUGUCCUUAAAACAUGUUUUGGAUAGGUUUAAGUAAAAUGCAGAGAAAUGUUUCUCUUUAUUGCUAAGUUACAGUAAAUAUUUUAGUAUUUGGGUAUCGUGCUUGAAGGAUGCAAAGGGAAUCCCUGUACCACACUGGCCGUGGAAAUGGGGGGUGGGGCAUCUUUGCAGGUCCUGUAAUUGGAUGGGACAGCAUGGAUCAACCUAUUUAAUAGCUGAUGCCUGAUGGUCUAACAACUGGCCCCCACUUAGAAAAUAAUUCCACCAUUGGUGCUUGAUUGAUGUGUUAAAAUUUGGCUAUCUAGUGUUUCCUGCCCCCCCCCAAAAAAAGGAAAAUCAAAACCAAAAUGCUAAAUAGGAGCGGUUAUUACUCAUAUUUUCACCAACUGAAAUGAGCUUUCUUUUCUAUAAAAAUACUGUGCUGUACUUUAAAUUGGUUUUUUCAUCUAUAUAAGCAAGGCUUUAAUAUUUUGUUUCAUUCUUAGACCUUGUUAUCACUAGACACAUGCCCCCCCCCAUCAUUUUUAAGUUUCCUAUCAGUCUAUACAAGGAAGUAUUACAGUUAGGUCCUCUUAAAAUCCAUCACAAGACCAACAAAAUACGUCAAGUCUGAAUUUCAAGACAGAGCCUAUUUAAAUGGACUGCAGCAAAUUUACAAAAGCAAUCCUUUGUCUCUAUUCACCCUGUUACUCAUGACUGGUUUUGGGAGUGGUCUCAUUUAUGACAUAUGAACUGUGUUGUAUUAUUUUCUAGCUCUAGUUACUAACAUUCGGUUAAAAUGUCGAGGGCUAGCAAUUAAAACAAAAGAAGACUUUAUUUUAUCGUUUAUGAAGUUCAAAGGUUUACUAGUAGAUAAAAGUUUAGAAUUGAAACAAAUUAUAUCGGAAUAUAUAGGAUUGGAAGAUCUUAUUUCACUGUCAGGGUUGCUGUAUAUGUGGAAAGAGCAGUACCCUUUAAAGAUUACCUGUAUUAUGCUCGUCAAAUACGUUUUUAUUUUCACUUUUCUGAAGAGGUGUGCCUCAGAUUUACCCACCAACCAAUCAAUAAAAGCCAAACUUACAAGUGAA
Molecule: messenger RNA, 5223 nt
Organism: Acanthaster planci (crown-of-thorns starfish)
Lineage: Eukaryota; Metazoa; Echinodermata; Asteroidea; Valvatida; Acanthasteridae
Gene: gns
Product: glucosamine (N-acetyl)-6-sulfatase
Biological process (GO): glycosaminoglycan metabolic process
Molecular function (GO): N-acetylglucosamine-6-sulfatase activity; glycosaminoglycan binding
Source: RefSeq, a predicted model, not a curated record